CUGCAUCAGCCUACGUAACAGAGUAUCAACUCUGACUUCCUGAAAGGGUGGAGUAGAGGAGCGGGGGAGAAGACGUCAGAUUGUGUGGAUUAUCUGUUGAUCCAAUUUAACCUUUUUGACAGUCUAUAUCAAACUGGGAAACGAGCUUUAAGUGGCACAGCAAGGUCCCAAGAAUGACCGAGCAACGGAGUGGCUAUCAGCAGCUCACCAAUGAAGAGGAGACAGCAGAAGUGUCUCAAGAAGUGCCCGACGCCCCUCCACCAUACAACAGCAUUGCAGCGGACAAUGCAGCUAAUUUCACCUUUAAAGAGGAUGGAUCUUACCCCCUACCUCCUUCAUACAACGUUGCCACAACAUUGCCCUCCUAUGACGAAGCUGAGAGGACCAAAACUGAAGCAGCACUGCCUCUCGUCACUGGAAGGGAGGAAGAUUUCAUUGCCAGGGAUGACUUUGAUGAUGCUGACCAAUUGCGGAUCGGAAAUGAUGGCAUUUUUAUGCUGACAUUCUUCAUGGCAUUCCUUUUCAACUGGAUCGGCUUUUUCCUGUCCUUCUGUCUGACCACUUCGGCUGCCGGUCGCUAUGGUGCCAUCUCUGGGUUCGGUCUCUCCCUGGUCAAGUGGAUUCUGAUAGUCAGAUUUUCUACCUACUUCCCUGGCUAUUUUGAUGGUCAGUACUGGCUGUGGUGGGUGUUCCUUGGGCUGGGGUUCCUGCUCUUCUUCAGAGGUUUCAUAAAUUACUCCAGAGUGCGCAAAAUGGCCGACUCCUCCUCAUUUUCUACUCUCCCACGAACCAGAGUACUCUUCAUUUACUGAAGGUCAUCUCAGAAAUUCGUCUGUCUGCAGAGGCUUACACAUCAAAGGAAGUGAAUGAAAAACCAAUGUACCAUUCAGACAUAAAUGAUUUUUUCUGUUUCUAUGUGCACAUUUUUACUAAUGGAUGCUGAUAGCUAUGUAACCAUUUACUCAUGAGUGGAUAAUGUCAAGUGCUAUUUUCAAUUUAAUCUGUGAUGCCUUAUGUAUCAUUUGUUAACAAUCAUGAAUUAGCUUGAGGCAAACUGCUCCACUCUGUUGGACUGAAAUGAUACAUUUUGCUUUUAGCCAGGAGGGGGCAGUCUUGUGAAACUUUUUUUCAGAGCUGUAUAUAUAUCGAUGGCUCUGACUUUUUUAGAAAUUAGAUUUUCUUGAAAAGUUAAUAGAAAUACCUGUACUCCAUUCCACGCCAUCAUUUAGUUUCUGGAUAUGGAUGAAAACCUUGACUCUUGAAAGGUUGGGGACUUAUUUGUUUUUACUUUGUAAGUAAGUAUGUAAACUAUAGUGAGUCAUUAAAUUUAGUGUUUGGUAUUAAAAAAAAAAAGAUGAUGAUUUAAAUGCAGUGAUCCAAAUGGUACUGUAGACAUGCAUUAUUUUAAGUAAAUCACUGUUGAAAUUAAUAGCCUACCCAAGCAUUAUUAUGAUACAUUUAUACACAAAUAUACAGUGCUUUUGGAGAUUGUUUUGUGGUCGAAAUGAGCAGCUGGUCAUAUCCAAAAGAAAAGAUAAGACAGAAAUAAUCACACAGAAACCAGGGAUUGAUUUAGUAUUCAGCAGAUACUGUUUGCUUUAUAUAAUGACAUGUUGAGAUUAUUUGUUUUCUUUUCUGGUUUUAUCAAAAGUUGCACAUCCAUUAAACUGUCCUCAGGUGAGCAGUUAUCCUGUCAUGGAGUUUUUGCAAUUUGGUGUCAAGUAAUAUUAAAUAAAUGUCACUUCAGUAGCAAA
Sardina pilchardus (European sardine) is the source of this 1754-nucleotide messenger RNA. RefSeq names its product NEDD4 family-interacting protein 1-like. NCBI's taxonomy places the organism in Eukaryota, Metazoa, Chordata, Actinopteri, Clupeiformes, Clupeidae. Gene Ontology annotation, molecular function: WW domain binding. Gene Ontology annotation, cellular component: perinuclear region of cytoplasm; endoplasmic reticulum; Golgi apparatus. The coding region runs from base 174 to 812 and encodes 212 amino acids. The transcript is spliced from 8 exons. The record is from RefSeq and is a predicted model, not a curated record. Gene Ontology annotation, biological process: metal ion transport; vacuolar transport; positive regulation of protein ubiquitination.